Messenger RNA from Diaporthe citri, 999 nucleotides. RefSeq lists its product as uncharacterized. Gene Ontology annotation, molecular function: aldose reductase (NADPH) activity. NCBI's taxonomy places the organism in Eukaryota, Fungi, Ascomycota, Sordariomycetes, Diaporthales, Diaporthaceae. The transcript has 2 exons. Gene Ontology annotation, cellular component: cytosol. The record is from RefSeq and is a predicted model, not a curated record. Bases 1 to 999 code for a protein of 332 amino acids.
AUGGCCAUGCCACGAUCUACUAUCCGGACUACCGCUGCAACGUUGGUACAGCUAGCCCAGAGGAGCUCUCACACAUUCGGACGUUGCGGCCGGCCCCAACAGCGAGGGAUCGCCACGCGUCAAACCCGGCACCAGCUCAACACGGGUGCCAGCAUUCCUGCCAUCGGCUUCGGGACUUUCCAGGACCCAGAUGCACAGGAGGACGCGGUGUCCCUCGUGAGGAGAUCUUCCUCGGCACAAAGCUGUGGUUGCAACAAUUACCAUCCCGACGACGUUGAGAAAGCACUCGAUGAAUCUCUGGUAGACAUAUAUACUCCGUAUGUUGACCUUUUGAUGAUGCAUUAUCCCUGCACUUUUGCUAGAGGUGAAGACCGCUUCCCUCGAGAUAGCAAUGGGAAAAUGAUUUUGGGACAGACCACAUUUGUCGAUACUUGGAAGGCAAUGGAAAAGCUUAUCAAGACAGGGAAAGUAAAGGCGAUUGGGGUGUCCAACUUUAGUAAAGGAGAGUUGGAAACCUUGAUCCAGGAGAGUGAAACGGUACCCGCCGUUCACCAGAUGGAGGUGCAUACUUACCCGCAGCAGAAGUCUUUCAACCAGUGGCUUCGAUCCAAGGGCAUCCAUGUAAUCCAAUUCAGCCCUCUUGGAAGCAUGAACGACUUCUAUCGGAGCACAGGACGGAGCAAGGAGAUAUCAUACAUGAUGAGAGUGGUUGACCAGCCGCUAUUGAAGGAACUCGGUCGCAAGUACGGCAAGAGCGCUGUUCAGAUUGUGUUGGCUUGGGGCGCCAACAACGGACGAUCCGUCAUUCCUAAGAGUACCAUCGACUGGCAGAUACAAGAAAACGUCGAGGCAGACUUCGAAUUGGAGGCCGAGGAUAUCAAGGCCAUCGAAACAUUGGACAUCAAGGCCCGUUUUAACGACCUUAGUUUGGAUUAUCAGUGGAGGCUCUACAGCGACCUGGACGGCAUAGAGGGCACUGUCGAGGGUAGAAGACACUGA